Messenger RNA from Hippocampus zosterae (dwarf seahorse), 5046 nucleotides. It is a transcript of the gene esrp1, whose product is annotated as epithelial splicing regulatory protein 1. The transcript has 15 exons. The coding region runs from base 218 to 2470 and encodes 750 amino acids. Gene Ontology annotation, cellular component: ribonucleoprotein complex. Lineage: Eukaryota; Metazoa; Chordata; Actinopteri; Syngnathiformes; Syngnathidae. The record is from RefSeq and is a predicted model, not a curated record. Gene Ontology annotation, molecular function: RNA binding.
UACAAAAACGAUAUUCGGCCAUUGCUUCGCGAUGGUGGCUUCGGGAUCCUUCAGGUAAAAAAAAAAAACAACAACAACAAAAAGAUAACUGAACCUCGCCGACGAAAUCCCGAGGAUCCACGGAGCUCAGCUUUCGCGCUCAGGUGUCAAAGGUGUUCAUUCCCCUUUGGCCUACGUGUGGAGGACUGAAUUUUUUUUUACUUUCGACGGUCCUCGAAUGACGGCGCAAGUAGAUUACCUGGUGGUGGUGUGCGCCGCCACAUCUGGGGCCGGCGGGGAGCUGCUGGGCUCUGACGAGAAGGAGCUAGCGAGGCUGGUGUGGCAGCAGGUGGAUGUCAACAACAAAAAGCUGGGCAAGGUGAACGAGCUGCUGAUUAAGGCUGAUGUGUCAGACUUGACGGAUGAAAAAAAGGAGGAGGAUUUGGUGGAGGAGCUUGUGGAAGAAGAAGAAAAUGUGUCCGGACCAGAUUGUGUCUUUACAGCGAAAAACCUGGAGACUGCUUUAAAUACGUUCCAUCUCCAGCUGACGAAUGAAGUGAACAGCGCAGGUGCAGGCACGUCAGUGUGUUUAUGUACCGACGGGCAGCUCCACAUCCGUCAAGUGAUUCACCCCGAGGCCGCCAGCAAGAGCAUCCUGAUCCCAGACUGUUUUUACUCCUUCUUUGACCUUCGUAAAGAGUUCAAGACGCACUUCCCCUCUGACCUGGGCGCUUUGGACGUAUACGCCAUGGCGGAGUCUUUAAACAUACCAAUAGAAGCGCCUGCUAUGUGCAGCUCCCUGGAUACAUUGGAUCCUUUAGCCAUAAUGCCUCCACAAGUAGCAGUUCAGACGGUCCGGCUGAUGGCCCAAAUCGUACUUAGCCUGCUUUCUGAGCCAUUUUGUCACACCUUCUCUAACCCGGAAAGAGUUAAUGAGAAGUUUGAGACGGGUACGUGCAGUAAAACGGAGAAAGUCAGUGACAGCACAGUAAUCAGAGCCAGAGGGUUGCCAUGGCAGUCGUCAGACCAGGACAUCGCGCGCUUCUUCAGCGGACUAAAUAUUGCCAGAGGAGGGGCUGCACUGUGCCUGAACGCUCAGGGGAGGAGGAACGGCGAGGCCCUCGUUCGUUUUGUCAGCGAAGAACAUCGAGACCUGGCGCUGCAAAGACACAAACAUCAUAUGGGCAACAGAUACAUCGAGGUUUACAAGGCAACUGGAGAAGACUUCCUGAAAAUAGCAGGAGGUACGUCCAACGAAGUAGCCGUAUUCCUGUCCCGCGAGGACCAGAUCAUAGUGAGGAUGCGAGGUCUUCCUUUCACGGCCACGCACGAGCAGGUGCUCGCCUUCUUCUCGCCGGAGGAUGGACUCAAAGACACGUGUCCGGUCAGCGGAGGCAGGGACGGCAUCCUAUUUGUGCGCUACCCGGACGGCCGACCCACCGGUGACGCCUUUGUGCUGUUCGCCUGCGACGAACAUGCCCAGUGUGCGCUCAGGAAACACAAGGAGAUCCUUGGAAGAAGAUAUAUUGAGUUAUUCAAGAGCACUGCAGCGGAGGUCCAGCAGGUGUUGAACCGCUAUUCGUCUGCCCCGCUGAUCCCCGUGGGCCCCGCCCCCUUGCUGUCAGUGUUGCCCACGGUGUCUCUCCUGCCCCCUCCCAUCAUCGUGAGGGACUGCCUGAGGCUGCGGGGCUUACCCUAUUCGGCGAGCAUAGAGGACAUUCUCGCCUUCUUGGGCGAGUUCACCCACGACGUUCGACCGCACGGUGUGCAUAUGGUCCUCAAUCAGCAGGGUCGUCCAUCAGGCGACUGCUUUAUCCAGAUGACGUCGGCAGAGCGAGCGCUUUCGGCCUCCCAGCAGCUCCACAAGCAUGUGAUGACCUGCCAGCACGGGCCCAACAGCCGCUACGUGGAGGUGUUCCCCUGCAGCGCCGAGGAGAUGGGCCUGGUGCUGAUGGGAGGCUCGCUCUCGCACACGCACACACACACACACAACCGGAACAGGAGUGGGACAGGGCUCAGCCCCCCGCCAUGUAAGUCCAGACGUUUAUCUCCGCCAUCGUACUCCUUCACCCCCACGGCACCUGUCCUGCCAACUGAGGCCGCCACCGCCCUCUAUCCUCCACUCGGUCAAAUGCUGCUAGGUCCUCGCGCCCUCCCGCCAGGACAUGCCUACUACCCAUCCUCGGGGCAGCUAUAUAUGAACUACACAGCCUACUAUCCCAGCCCACCUGGCUCGCCCACGACCGUCGGUUUCUUCCCAUCCCCGUCCGCUCUCUCCACCCCCGGGGGUUUCCUGAGAAUGCCGGGUCUGACCUACAACAGCAAAGACCUCAUUAGCGCGAUGCAGGGCUAUCAGACUGCCGUGGAGCCGGUCUCCGUCCUGAGCAGCAGCCUGCUCGGCCAAGCAGGCGGUGGCGAGCCUCCUGUCGUGUCUCUCCCCGCCCUGAUGACCAAGCCUACCGGACACUACCUGGACUUGAGCCUGCUCUAAGCCUCGCACACAUGUAUUGUUAGCUUUUUAUUUUUUCUUUCAAAGUAGUCUUAUUUAUAUCUUCAAAAACAGCUACUAUUAUAUUUUAUACCAUGUAUGGCUUUAGCCAAGAAAAGCAGUUUGUCUUUUAUUGCACAAAGUGUACCUUUAGAAAGAAAGAGAAAAAAAAGCUUUGUAAUUUUUUUUUUAAUGUGUUACAUUAGUUGAAUCAUCACUAUUAUAUAUUUGCUAGCCAAGGAAUGACUUUGUGGCAAGUGAGCUCAAUGUUUCAAGCUUCUCCGUGAAGAGAUAAACUGCGUGUGUGUGCGUGUGUGUGCGCGUGUGUGAGCAUGUGUGCACGCGCGUGUGUAUGUGUUUUAUAUACUUAGUGUUUUUACAAAACAACAUUUGGGCCACACUGGAAAAAAAAUUAACAAAAAAAGGAAGUUAUGACAAUGAAGUAACAUGAGGGGGACAAAGUUUUGUCAAUAAAAAGCUUCAAAAAAAUGUUUUAAAAGCAUUUUUGACUAAAAAGUCAUAUUACACGCUACAUUUUAUUUCUUUUAAAUCCUAAUGUAAUAUGAGAAAAUUACGGUGACAAAAAGUUUUGCAUGUUGAGAAGUUUGCAAUGUUAAGAGUCCUAGAAAAAAUGUUUUAAUAUUCUAACAUGUAAGAUAUGAUUAAAAUGGUAAUAUGAGGGGGAAAAAUUAGUUUCAAGAAAGUUUUUAAUUUUACCAAAAAAAUGUGUUGGGAGGCAAGAAACAUUAUUUCGGGAAAAACGUCUUGAUUUCGCAAGAAAAAAGUUUUUGUUUUUUAAAUAGUGCAAAGGAAAGAGUCAGAUUAAAAAAAAUCUUGGGUGACUAAAGUUGUAAUGCAAAAAAGUCCUACUAGAUUACAUUAUUCUCUUAAUCAGAUUUUUUGGGAGAAAAAAAUAUUUUAAGGGAAAAAUUACUUGUUUUAUUCCUAUUGAAAGUCCUAAAAGUAAAGUCAUAACAGUCAGGAAUUUGUCGGGGUUCUAAAAAUUAUUUUUUUACACACAAGUAAUGUUCUGAGAAUAAAAGUCAAAAUAUUUUUUGAGUCAUUAAAAAUAAAAAUAAAUCAUGUGUUUUCAUCAAACAUGUUACAAGAAUAAAGUUGACAUUUUAAAAAUAAAACAGAAAAAAAGCUUUUUCCCUAAAAAUAUCAAAAUGUAACAAGAAUCAAAUUAUUUUAAGCAUCAACAAAAAAAGAAAAAAGACAUAAUCGAAUCACAAUAUUGAGAAUAUACUGUAUUUAUGGAAUAUCAUAACAUGUUUUUUAAACCCUUCUCUUGGACUACUUAAUUCUUUUCAGUGUGGCCCCGCACCUCCCACUCAUUGUUGUCUUUGUCGUCCAUGUUUUAAUCACUAAAUUGUUUUUGUCAUCCACUUGAUGUGUUUUUAAUCCACAUCCAAUCCACACCGAUUGUAUUGGAAACUUUAAUGCAUGAAGAAGUUAGCAGUCAAAACUUCCGAUGUUUACAUGGGCCAAUACCGAUGUACUGCCAAUCGAUGCUCAUAACGGCACGGCAGGAUGUUUGAAUGCUGGUUUAUGUUACACUGUGAGUCACUAUCACUUACUUUGGAGCCGCUGAGAACGAGAGUGGGCUAAUACCGUUAGGCUCAUUUUGCAAGGGGAGCGGGGGACGGAGUUUCCCCAUUGGGAAUGCAUUUAAUCAAUUUCAGUGCACCCCCCAAAAAAACUGACAAAAAAAUGUGAAACAUUUUUGUCAUAGAAAAAUAGUCAUCAACAAUAUUGGACUAUAUAAAAAAAACGAUACUAACAUAAACACAAUCGAAAGAACAAAACAGUUUGUGCAUCAUGAUCAUUCAAUGGGCAUUGUAUUGCAAUGAUUUUUUUUGCAGAGGAUAAAGAAUGUAUGCCUGGGAGUAUUCUUGUAUGCACUGCAUGGGUUGACGCUUGUGUUCAGAUAUCAGUCGGUCAAAGGUUUCUAAUUACCGCGACAUUGAUGCUGCUUUUCUUAGCCCUUCUGUGUCGUUCUGCAUUGUGUAUUAGCAUCACGGAUCGCAGACUUAGAUAAAGUUCAUGUUUGGUUAAAUACACAACUUGUAAUUCUUACGUCUAGGCAGUAGCACUCAAGCUAAAAAAUAAAAUAAAAGUUCUGACUGCAGUAAUGGACCACAUAUUACACGACAAAUUUGUAACUUAUUCAUGUGUAUGGAUCUAAAAGAUAUGCCUUUUUGCUCUUCAUUUUUUGCACUUAUCUCAAACGUGACCAAAAUGCUGUUAGACCACUCUUGGUCUCAGUGGCUCAUUUGAUUUGGAAUGUGCCCUACGCAAUUUGUUGCCAAUGCUGUUGUGCCUUUUGUUGGGGGAUUAAAGCAGAGCUCCGGUUGUUUGCAUGGUUACAUUCACCAAGAGGACUUUUGUCAGCAUCUCAUCUUAACGGAGUGAAGCUUGAAAAUAAUCAUUUUAUGAGACAUUUCUCUACCAAAGGCUGCUGAAUAAACAGAAACUCUAGAUGCAGAUUGAAUACAUUUACAUUGUGACUUGAUGUUUUGUGUAUGUAGUAGGACUGGAAGGUCUUGCUGAAAAAUAAACCUAUGAAAUUUGCACCA